Molecule: messenger RNA, 1783 nt
Organism: Pteronotus mesoamericanus
Lineage: Eukaryota; Metazoa; Chordata; Mammalia; Chiroptera; Mormoopidae
Gene: SLC25A20
Product: solute carrier family 25 member 20
Exons: 9
Coding region: 108-1013 (301 amino acids)
Biological process (GO): carnitine transmembrane transport; mitochondrial transport
Cellular component (GO): mitochondrial envelope
Molecular function (GO): O-acyl-L-carnitine transmembrane transporter activity
Source: RefSeq, a predicted model, not a curated record
UUGCCCCGCCCAUCAGAAAGUGGGUGAAAGGUCGGCGGGGCCGGUGCUGCGCCUGGGACAGUGUAGCUAGGCGGCAGGGAACGUGCAGACACGCUGACAGACGGACCAUGACAGACCAGGCGAAGCCCAUCAGCCCGCUGAAGAAUCUCCUGGCCGGCGGCUUUGGAGGCAUGUGCCUGGUGUUCGUGGGACACCCGCUGGACACGGUUAAGGUCCGACUACAGACGCAGCCCGCGAGUUUGCCUGGACAGCCCCCCAUGUAUUCUGGGACCUUUGACUGUUUCCGGAAGACUCUCAUUAGAGAGGGCAUCACGGGGCUGUAUCGAGGCAUGGCUGCCCCCAUCAUCGGCGUCACCCCCAUGUUUGCUGUGUGCUUCUUUGGGUUUGGUUUGGGGAAGAAACUGCAACAGAAACACCCAGAAGAUGUGCUCAGCUAUCCCCAGCUGUUUGCAGCUGGGAUGUUAUCUGGCGUAUUCACCACUGGAAUCAUGACCCCAGGAGAACGGAUCAAGUGCCUGUUACAGAUUCAGGCUUCUUCAGGGGAAACCAAAUACAGUGGUGCCUUAGACUGUGCAAAGAAGCUGUACCAGGAGGCUGGCAUCCGAGGCAUCUACAAGGGGACUGUGCUCACCCUCAUGCGAGAUGUUCCAGCCAGUGGGAUGUAUUUCAUGACAUAUGAAUGGCUUAAAAAUAUCCUCACUCCAGAGGGAAAGAGUGUCAGUGAGCUCAGCGUGCCUCGGAUCCUGGUGGCUGGGGGCAUCGCGGGAAUCUUCAACUGGGCGGUGGCCAUCCCUCCAGACGUGCUGAAGUCCCGCUUCCAGACUGCACCUCCUGGAAAAUAUCCUAAUGGUUUCAGAGAUGUGCUGAGGGAGCUGAUCCGGAAUGAAGGAGUCGCAUCAUUGUACAAAGGUUUCAAUGCGGUGAUGAUCCGAGCCUUCCCGGCCAAUGCGGCCUGUUUCCUUGGCUUUGAAGUUGCCAUGAAGUUUCUUAAUUGGAUCGCCCCCAACUUCUGAGGCUGAAGGCUGCUCAAGGCUUCUGGAUGCUGGAAACUGUUACUGAAGAAGAGCAGCGGGCAGGACUAGGCCUUCCUGAAGGGCGAGGGGAGGGGGAUGGUGGGAUCAGAGCUCUGUGCAUGGACUUGUUGAGACCGUUUGCCUUAAUGACAUCCUCUACCUGGUAUGACAUGGCUUGCCAUUUUGAAACUUGAAUUCACUCUUGUCUAAGGAUCUCAGGAGGAUUUGGAGGUGGAGUAAGUAGCUUCUAGACCAGAUACCACUUGUAGCCAGAAUACUGUCUAUGGAUUGGUUGGCUACUGGCCCUACUAUAACCCAAAACACUGGUCUCGAAAGAGAAAAGUUCAGCCUUUUACUGCAGGUGCUAUGCAUGUUUUCAGCCAGCUAACCAGGAGCUUCUUGGAUCCCUAGGCAGGAACACCCACCAGAUUUCUGUGGUAUCAUUCUAUCCUGACCUACACAGGAGGGUAUGAACUUGAGGCCCAUGUCGGAUGGUCUAGUGGAAUGAGCAAAUGUGUAGGGGCAGAUAGCCUGAUAACUGUAGGGUUGUUUUUUUUAAGGCAUGCAAGUAAUCAAAAUCAAAUCUAGAGUAGUCUAAUUUCCCAGGAGGAGGCGGAGAGCUUUCCCUCCUGCACACCGAGGAGAGUUUUGAAUCGGCAGUCCCAGCCUGCUAGGAUGAGAAAGCCCAAGGUGUCAGAAGGCUCUCUUUGCACAUUCUUUUCCCAUGAGAGCCCCCUGUUUUUACAGGAAGCAAUAAAUAUUAUUUUUAA